Messenger RNA from Pungitius pungitius (ninespine stickleback), 7872 nucleotides. It is a transcript of the gene pcsk5b, whose product is annotated as proprotein convertase subtilisin/kexin type 5b. NCBI's taxonomy places the organism in Eukaryota, Metazoa, Chordata, Actinopteri, Perciformes, Gasterosteidae. Gene Ontology annotation, biological process: peptide hormone processing. Bases 601 to 6252 code for a protein of 1883 amino acids. The record is from RefSeq and is a predicted model, not a curated record. Gene Ontology annotation, molecular function: serine-type endopeptidase activity. Gene Ontology annotation, cellular component: Golgi membrane; neuron projection; trans-Golgi network. The transcript has 37 exons.
GGAGUGUCUUUAAGACCCAGCGGAGCUCGGCAGGGAAACCCCGCGGCUUCGCUUGUUUCUUCCUCCGGAGCGUCAGACGGUCGUUUGCGGGGAGGCGCUGGAGCCAUUUCGCCACAUGAAAGCCCGACGCGCUGAGCCUCCGACAUCCGACUUGUUCGUGGAGAAGAGAAAUCCGCUUUUGAGGAGCUCCGCGCGUGCGCGCGCGCACACACACACACACACACGAGCUCGCGCGCAAAGACGCACGGCGCACGUUACACGUAUUACACUUCCUCCUGCUCCACUGGGGAGAAUUAGAAAAAGGAACUCGAAACGCAAACUUCAACUCUCCCAUGUGGAAGGCAGGGGUUUGAGGAUAAGGUAUAUAUAUAUUUUUUCCUCUCCCGGGCUCCGUCCCCCCCUCCUCCUCCCCCCCUCCCUCUCUCUCCCUCGUCUUUAUCUGUUUUUGGCCGGAUAGCUGAGCUUCUAUGAGAGCGCGGCUCGGAGAGAAGAGAAGUUUGGUUGUUUGCCUGGCCGGCUGAGGAGGAGGAGGAGGAGGAGGAGGGGAAAGAAGAAGAAGAAGGAGAAGAACAAGAGUCGGGUUCAAAGUGGGUGAAGAAGAUGGUCCUCAACGGCGCGUGGAGGAGAAGCUCCCUGUGCGUCCUGGCGCUGUGUCUCAGCGUCGCGUCGCCGCCGUGCAGCGCCCGGAUUUACACCAACCACUGGGCGGUCAGGAUAGCCGGUGGCCCCGAUGUGGCCGAGCGGAUAGCGGACAAAUACGGCUAUAGGAACAUGGGACAGAUUGGGGACCUCAAAGACCACUAUCACUUCUUCCAUAGCCGGACCAUCAAGAGGUCGACUUUGUCCAGCCAUGGUCGCCAUAGCUUCAUCUCCAUGGAGCCCAAGGUGGAGUGGAUUCAGCAGCAGGUGGUGAAGAGGAGGAUCAAGAGGGAUUACAAGGCAGACCCGCCCCUUUCUCUGACUAGCCCCGCCCACAGCUCCCCGGCCCAGAACAACAUAUUCUAUAACGACGCCAAGUGGAGCAGCAUGUGGUACAUUCACUGUAACGACGAUGUGCAUAACUGUCAGUCGGACAUGAACAUCAUGGGGGCGUGGAAGAGGGGCUACACGGGUAAAGACGUGGUGGUGACCAUACUAGAUGACGGCAUCGAGAGGAACCACCCAGACCUCUUUCAGAACUACGACCCUCAGGCCAGCUUUGAUGUCAACGGUAACGAUAUGGAUCCGAUGCCCCGAUAUGACGCAACCAAUGAGAACAAACACGGGACGCGCUGUGCAGGUGAAGUGGCUGCAGCCGCAAAUAACUCCCACUGCAUUGUGGGUAUUGCCUACAAUGCGAAAAUCGGAGGUGUGCGAAUGCUGGAUGGGGAUGUGACGGAUAUGGUUGAGGCAAAGUCUCUGAGCCUCCAGCCGCAGCACAUUGACAUCUACAGCGCCAGCUGGGGACCCGAUGAUGACGGAAAGACUGUGGAUGGACCAGCAUCUCUGGCCAGGCAGGCCUUCGAGAACGGCAUCCGCAUGGGGAGGAAGGGGCGGGGCUCCAUCUUCGUGUGGGCCUCGGGAAACGGCGGGCGCAGCCGAGACCACUGCUCCUGCGACGGAUACACCAACUCCAUCUACACCAUCUCCAUCUCCAGCACAGCGGAGAGCGGACGCAAGCCGUGGUACCUGGAAGAAUGCUCGUCCACUCUGACCACGACCUACAGCAGCGGGGAGAACUACGACCGCAAGAUUAUUACAACAGACCUGAGACAUCGGUGUACAGACAGUCAUACGGGGACAUCGGCCUCGGCCCCCAUGGCCGCUGCCAUCGUUGCUCUGGCACUGGAGGCCAAUCCUCUUCUAUCAUGGAGAGAUGUUCAGCACAUCAUUGUAAAGACCUCAAGAGCCGGACAUCUCAGCGCCCCUGACUGGAAGACCAAUGCUGCCGGUUACAAUGUCAGCCACCUCUACGGCUUCGGCCUGAUGGACGCCGAGGCGAUGGUGAAGGAGGCAGAGCGAUGGAAGCAGGUCCCCACUCAGCACGUCUGUGUGGAGAGCGCCGACCGACAAAUAAGAACUAUCCGUCCUGAGCAUGUGGUCCGGUCCGUGUACAAGGCAACGGGAUGCACGGACAACCCAAACCACCACGUGAUCUACCUGGAACACGUGGUGGUGCGUAUUACAAUCACACACCCUCGCCGUGGGGACCUGUCAAUCAAUCUGACCUCUCCCUCAGGGACCAAGUCUCAGCUUCUUGCCAACAGGUUGUUUGAUCACUCCAUGGAGGGCUUUAAGAACUGGGAGUUUAUGACCACCCACUGCUGGGGAGAGAAGGCCGCAGGCGACUGGGUCCUAGAGAUCUACGAUUCACCUUCUCAACUCCGCAGCCAGAAAGUACCCGGGAAGCUGAAAGAGUGGUCCCUGGUGACUUAUGGCACCUCGCUGCACCCGUACUCCUCUCUGCGCAGCGAGAAGCCCCGCUCCACCGACGAGGAGUUCACCGAGGAGUACAACGGCCCCUGUGACUCUGAAUGCAAUGAGAACGGCUGUGAAGGUCCUGGACCUCAUCACUGCAUCAACUGCCUCCACUACUUCCUCAAGUUCAAGAACAACACCAGGAUGUGUGUGUCCGAGUGCCCCAGUGGCUUUUUCCGUGACGAUAGGAAGCGCUGCAAAAAGUGCUCCUCGUUAUGUGACACCUGCGUUGGUAGCCGUAGCGACCAGUGCACCACCUGCAGGACUGGUUUCCACCUCAAUGAAGGCUCCAACACGUGCGGCGCCACCUGUGGGGACGGCUUCUACCUCGACAGUGAUUCCAACAUUUGCCGGAGAUGUCCUGAGAGCUGUAAGAAGUGCACCAGCUCCAACAUCUGCACAGAAUGUAAACCUGGGAUGAGUCUUCAAGGGAACAAGUGUCAGAUGACCUGUGACCCAGGGACUUAUUACAACGGCCACAGGAGGAACUGCGAGCCUUGUCAUCGGGCUUGUGCCACCUGCGCAGGCACGGGUAUAGAAGCCUGCACAAAGUGUGCCGAUGGCUACUUGCUUGAGGACUGGCGGUGUGUGCUAACGUGCAGCACUGGCUACUACCUGUCAGAGCAGACCUCAGACAGCGGGCAGGUGCAGAGGUCCUGUAAGAAGUGUGACCAUAGCUGCUACGAGUGCUCGGGGCCCGGGGAAAGGAACUGCAGCAGCUGUGUCGGGGGUUACAAUCUGGAGGCGGGAGCCUGUGUGGUCAGCACCAUCUGCAAAGAUGGACAGUACAUGAGCCGUCAUGGAUCGUGCCACCUGUGCGAUGUUACCUGUCUCCAGUGCACAGGUCCAAACAGCGAGGACUGCACCAGCUGCCCUCCUACACGGUUCUUUGACGAUGGCCGCUGUGACAUCCGCUGCCAGAAGGGCCGUUACGCCAUGGGGGGCCAGUGCCAUCUCUGUCACCACACCUGCCAUGAGUGUGCCGACGAGGGACCGGACAACUGCACCAGCUGUGACCGAGAUAAGUUUGAGGUCUCCAGGUACCUCUUUCAGAGCCAGUGUCGGGAUGUCUGUCCGGGAGGGUUCUUCCACUCUUCAAGAAGUCGGUGUGAACCUUGUCCUGGAACCUGCCUCAUGUGUUCAUCCGAGGAUCACUGUCUCCACUGCAGCCAAGGACACAAGCUCAGGAAUGGCCAGUGUGUCCCGAUGGAGUGCAGCACAGGUGAGGUUGCAGAUGCAUUGAAAGAGGACUGUGUCCCCUGUGACGAGGGAUGUAAGCAAUGUGAACGCAAGGAUUCAGCAGAUCAGGCGCAGGGAACUGUUUGUCUCAAAUGUGAAGAAGGAUUUUACCAGUUAGACACAGACUGUCAUCAGUCCUGUCCAGAUCGGACCUACAGUGUGGACGCCACCAUGGCGUGCGCUCCGUGUGAAGAACGUCAAUGUGAAAUCUGCGACCAGUCCCAGUGCUACUUGUGUAAAGAGGGGUUCUAUGUCUCUGGCGGCAAGUGUGUGGAUCACUGUGAGGAAGGUUUCUUUGUGGAUGAGGAGAGCCAGGAAUGUGAGCCGUGUCACCGCACCUGCCUUACCUGCGGAGGGCCACAAUAUGACGACUGUGACUCGUGCGAGGGCGGAGUCACACUGAAGAGCGGGGAGUGUUUGAGCGGCAGAGACCUUCCACUCUGUCCCGGGACGCACUUCAGAAACGGUGAGCAGGACUGUGAGCGGUGCCACUCCACCUGUGAGACAUGCUCCGCUGCAGGGAAGACGGACUGCAACAGCUGUGAUUCUGGUCGAUUUUUGACUGCCCAUCAGACCUGCUUGUCCCGGUGUCCCUCGGGGACUUUUGCCAACAAGACGUCCAGCCGGUGUGAUGACUGCUCCAAAGGAUGCGUCGCGUGCGACGAUGCCCAGCAGUGCCAGCGCUGUCGCAGUGGGCUUAACCUCCACAAGGGAGUGUGUGUGGAGGAUUGUCAGAGAGGGUUUCCUCAAAGUGGCGUUUGCCAGCCGUGUGCCCCGGAGUGCGCCUCCUGCCAAGGAAACUCCUCUCGCUGUCUGAGCUGUGAGAACAAGUACUUUCUUCUGGACCACUCAUGCAGGUCUCGCUGUCCCGAGGGCUAUUACGCCAGCGGGGCGCAGUGCCAUCGCUGCCCGGCUCACUGUGGAGAAUGCAACCCAGACGGCCUGUGUAAGGAGUGUGCUCAGUACUACUUCUCACAUGAGGGUAAGUGUGUGGGUGAUUGUCCUGACGGCUUCUAUGCCAGCAACGAGCAACAGGAGUGUGUGCGCUGCCAUGCUGAUUGUGCCUCCUGUGACGGACCGAGCUUUGAUGACUGCGAUGUGUGUCACAACCCGAAAGCUGUCCGGUACAAUGGAGAGUGUCUGGCUAAGUGUCCCAACAGCACUUACUACGACGCCACUACCAAUGAAUGCAGAGAUUGCGACAGGUCGUGUCUGACCUGCUCAGGACACGAGCCCUCAUCGUGCCUCAGCUGCGAUACCAAGAGGCGCAGAGAUGCCAGUGGACACUGUGUUUGGUUCAGUCAGUGCUCUCUGGACUCAUACAUGGACCACAGCGGGCAGUGCCAGCCGUGUCACCAACUCUGUCAUCGCUGUUCUGGGCCGAGCCAAGACCACUGCCUCACCUGCAAGGAACCAAACUUCCUGCACAACAACACAUGUGUGCAGGAGUGUCCUGUGGGUCACUACGCAGAGGGCGAAGACGGACGCGUGUGUGAGCGCUGUCACUUCAGCUGCAGGUCAUGCGCCGGUCGUCACAGCUUGCAGUGCGUCGACUGCAAGUCCGGGUUCUUCAAGCAGGGGAGCAGCUGCGUGGAAACCUGUUCGGAGAGUCACUUUGGCAACGCGGCCGCCAUGGUGUGUGAGCGAUGCGACCCCUCCUGUGGCCAGUGUUGGGGCCCUGGUAACAAAAACUGCCUGAGCUGUCGGGAGCGCUACGUCUACCUGGGGCAGUGGGGGCAGUGCCUGCAGAGCUGCCCUCCAAGCUUCUACCUACACGGCCGGACCAGGACCUGCCACAAGUGUCACCCGACCUGCAAGACCUGCAGUGAUGGGGGCGCCCUGGCCUGUCAGUCCUGUUAUGAAGGCUACACUCUCAUGGGAGGCAUCUGUGUGUCCCGCUGCCUCGUAGGCCACUACGCUGCUUCACAGGGCUCUGAGUCCGAAAGUGAUGAGCCAAACUGCACGCCAUGUGACCCGUCCUGCUUUGACUGCCGGGGUCCCGGCAUGUGGAGCUGCACAGUGUGCCCGGCACUCCUGAUCCUGUCUGAAGGCCGCUGCUUGUCCUGCUGUGGAAAUGAGACACGCCAUGAUGAUGCACCAAUACCCAGGGAGUGCUGUGACUGCAAGGCCUCACGAGAGGAAUGCGUGCUGGGUGUGAACUUUGUGAUGAGAGAUGCCGGGGACUCAGAGGCUCAAGGAGGCACCGCUAAGCUCUUCGUCCUGGCCUGUGUUCUCCUCAUCGUGUUGGCGGGCGGUGGGGUCUUCCUUUUCCUCACUGCUCGAUCCAAAUCUCUUGUCAUCGCACCCAAAGCCAAAGCGGGAGGUUACGAGAAACUGGGCACCACCAGAGGCAUCGCAUCACAACCCACCGCGUCCACAAGCGGGGAGUACUGCGACCGCAUCGUUGAAUAUGAGGAAGAUGAGGAGGAUGACGAUGAUGAGGAUAUCGUGUACAUGGGACAAGAUGGGACAGUGUAUCGGAAGUUCAAGUAUGGACUCUUGGAUGAGGACGAGAUCGAGCUGGAGUACGAUGACGAGAGCUACGCGUUCAAUUGAAAAGGAAGCCUAACGUAUGAAAGGAGUCAAAACUCUCCUCAGAUACUUAUGCUUAUACUUUGUGAAAAGUUGGAUCUUGGAUCAUGUUAGUACAGUCAUCGGUGAAGCAGGACGACAACUUGGCAUCAAUGUUUUUCCAAUGCUAUUACAUUUCAAAGACAUUUUAGUCACACUGCCCAAUGAAUGUGUGAAAAUGUCAGGAACUUUACGACGGCUGCUACGGAAAGUCUUGAAGUCUUUAUGACUGCUGGGUCCAAUCGACUCAACGUCUAAUCAUUGUCAGAUUAUAUAACCUAUUCCUGUGAUUGACAUGAAGUUGCAUGUGUUAUUUACAUUUUAUUACAAAUUUAAAUGAUUAAUAGUUGAUUCAUUAAUUAGCACAACAUGACAUUAUGUAACAGACAUUAUGCACUGAUAUUGUGCACUGCUACAACAACCUACAGAAGUAUACGUGCAUGGUAGUGAAAAUGUACACAGUGAAAUAUCCAUCUAUGAUGUUUCAACACAGUGGGACAUUAAUAACUAUCGUUUAAUCGCAAAUUGUACUGUAAUUACAACCCAGUUAACUGCACAUUUGGACAGUAUGCUAAUGUCAUACUUAUGUCAUACUCUGUUUCCGCGUCCUCUGUUUGAAUUGUAAGCUGAACUUUGUAUCGCAAUGCAAGAGUCAAAGCAAACAAUACACUGAAGUACAAUCUGUACCUUAUGCAAAGAUGGACUCCUUCUGCAGGAGGGUGGUCAUUUUGCAGGGAAAUCUACUUUCUUGCCGUAGGCCGUUUUUCCUCUAUGUAAUACUUACUACUUUUAAAUCCUACUUGGGUCUAUGUUGACCAAUGCAGCUGUGAUGUCAUUUGCUGGUUCCUCAUUUGUCACAGGGGGGGGGGGUCAUAAUAUAUGUGCUUUUGUUUAACCCCAUUUAUUUUAGUAUUCUCACACAAAUUGAAACAUUCGGCCCUGGAGAGAUACAUGUGAACUUAUUACUAAAGGACAGCUUCUGAGAUUGUUCUACAUACUGAGUUGCUUGAGUCUUUGAUAAUUAACUACAGCGAUUACCCAGCAAACAGGCUGAGUCCAGGGUCUUAUCUAAUUUUAGACUUUGUAGCAAAUAAAAGCCGUAACAAUUUGUUCCUUAGCUGCAGAGCAGGGAGGGCUGACUUCUGACUGAAGUGAAGAGUUGCAUGACUUCUGUGUUUCAGCCACAUCGGAAAAAAGAAACAGCCUAAGCCUCCAAAAUCCAUUUUCAUUCGAGUCUUUUUCUAAUUAUAGCAAGUGUUGGUGAGGUGCAUUGGUGCUGCUCGAUGCUCGCCUCACUUGAAGAACACAGAACGUUUGCAGCUUGUUGGCCACGAACCUUCCUUCCUGUCUCUUCUGUACAAACACGCCUGCUUCACACUUUGAAUCUACUUCAACAGUCAGUUUGGGACAUUUGGACUUUUGACCCACAUACAAAGAGUGUCUGAUAACUGUAAUAUAUGUCAGAAGGAUUACAUUGUAAGACUUUGGUUUGAUUAAAGGGGUUUCUUUUAAAAUGCGAAUGAUCAAAAGUGUGUAUGUGAAUGGUUUUAAGAAUUAAUUUGUUUUUGCCCUGAAUUUUUGAUUGAACCUUUUUAAAUGAGAAUA